AUGCUUCUGUUUUGCAUCUGCAUCCUGUCUUUCUCCCUGCUGACCACAUUUCCAGUGGUGAGUGCCAGUGUGUCCAGCAGCUUCAGAGACUGCAGCCAUUUCUUCUACAUGCAGACGCCACCUGCGGAAAUAAAAGGAACCAGCCUGAAGAGGAUCUGCCAGAAGUAUGCAGAUGAACUGCGCUACGCCACGUUGUAUGACAGCAGCCGCCGCCUCCCACUCUACUCAGCCUACAUCUUUAAGAAGUCUGAUGGGAUGAAAAGGAUGGACACGCCAUGGAUGUUUGAGCCACAGUUGGUUUCUGUUGGAGACAGUGGCAACAUGAGAGCUCUUGCACUUACUGACGAUAACCCGCCUCUGGUUGAGGACAGCCAGGCUGUGCUGGAGGACUACACAGAUGCAGUGGAAUAUAGACGUGGCCCGUUGAAUCCUGACCUGCACCAAUCAGAGCCAAAUGACAAAUCCUCCACAUAUACUCUGACCAAUGUAGUUCCAUUACUCACAAACUUUCUGGAAAGCACCUGGAACCCAUAUUUGGAUGUUAUCCGCCGUCGCCUCAACAACUUCUGCCACGGCAAAUCUUUCAUAGUGACUGGGGUUACCAUCUCUGGUGCGACAAUCAAACGAGAUAAAAGAGACCGCCUGGCAAUCCCAGAACACCUAUGGCUGGCUUACUGUUGCCCACGGUUUGACCGUAACUCUCCUUAUGAAGUGAGGUUCAUGUUCCCUAGUUAUGGAGGCUAUGCGCUAAAUGAACAAACUGACCAAGAAAUGGUGGAAGUCCCACUAAAGACUUUGGAAAACUUCCUGAAAAGUCAGAUAGACACAGAUGGUGACCUGACUAUUUUCUACAAAGGCUGUGUGUCAGAAAACCCCUUCAAGAAAAAGAGAGACCUGACCAAUGGAACUUGAGGAGCAGCCAACGAUGCAGCCUUUAUAUAAAAUGUACUGAACACCACAGACCUAUGUGGAAUCUGCUUUUUUUCCCAA
Molecule: messenger RNA, 990 nt
Organism: Labrus bergylta (ballan wrasse)
Lineage: Eukaryota; Metazoa; Chordata; Actinopteri; Labriformes; Labridae
Product: endonuclease domain-containing 1 protein
Molecular function (GO): metal ion binding; hydrolase activity; nucleic acid binding
Source: RefSeq, a predicted model, not a curated record